AGAACGGCGCACCCAUGGCUGCAGCAAGUGGGGACCAACUAAAUCUCUGUCGCAGGCGUUUCCCUCCAGUAUCUCCCAGACCCGAGACCCGGUGUGGCGUAGAGAAUGGAAGGUGAUAGGGCGAUGAAUCAUGGCUCCAGCACCCCCCGUGGCUCCCACUUUCUUUAAAAGCAUUUAGGACGCACAGCUCCCAUAAUUUCUUGACAGGCCACUCUUCUCUCGUGCAUCUGCUGUCGCAUUUCCGUAGACUAAUUGCAUUCUCUUUCAUCCAUUUGACCUUCAACCAUCGUCUACAAUGUCCCCCAUGGCCAUCGCAACCACCACCUCCAAUCUGACCGCCCAAGGCAUCGCCUCCAGCGUCGAUAAGACCGCCCACUCGCUGGUCACAGAAUCGAGUUCCUCCAACGGUGUCUCCAAUGGCAAUUCUACCAAAGCCGCUGAUGCCAUCACUAAUGGCGCCCCCAAGAUCGUUUCCAACGGCACCGCCACCCCCCUCCCCGAACUCUCUGCCGCCCGCCUCAACAUCGCCCUCACCUCGAACCCUCGCACCGUCCCCGCGGCCGGCAGCCCCGAAAUCGCCUCGCAGAAAGUGUGCACCGACCACAUGAUCCAAGCCCGAUGGACGGUAUCCCACGGCUGGGACGCCCCCUCACUGCAAGCCUACGGCCCGCUGAGCAUCAUGCCCACAGCCUCUGUGCUGCACUAUGCAACCGAAUGCUUCGAGGGGAUGAAGCUGUACCGUGGCUACGACGGGAAGCUGCGUCUCUUCCGCCCGAACCUGAACUGCAACCGCAUGCUCAUGUCCACGAACCGCAUCGCGCUGCCGGCGUUCAACCCAGAGGAGCUGCUCAAGUUGAUCGUUAAGCUGUGUGCGACGGAUGGCGCGAAGUGGCUGCCCAAGGACCAGCCUGGUGCUUUCCUCUACAUCCGACCUACGAUGAUCGCGACGGACUCCGCUCUCGGCGUGCAACGACCCAAGGAAGCUCUGCUAUAUGUGAUUAUGACCAUGUUCCCGGCUAUGGAUACGUCUUCUACCCUUGGUGGGAUGAAGCUGUUGGCUAGCAAGGACGACAUGGUGCGCGCCUGGCCCGGUGGAUUUGGAUACGCCAAGGUGGGCGCGAACUACGGCCCCUCUCUCGUUGCACAGGGCGAGGCGCGCGCGCAGGGCUUCGACCAAAUCUUGUGGCUAUUCGGCGAGAAGUGCAACGUCACGGAAGCCGGGGCCUCGAACUUCUUCGUUGUGUGGAAGACCAAGGAGGGAAAGACACAGCUCAUUACCGCGCCCCUCGGCGACAAGAUCAUUCUAGACGGUGUCACGCGACGAAGCGUUCUCGAACUGGCGCGCACGAGGUUAGAGAAGGACGGGGAGCUCGAAGUUGUGGAGAGGAAGUUCGACAUGUUUGAGCUCGAGGAGGCGUACGUCGAGGGACGCUUAGUCGAGUGCUUUGUGUCGGGGACUGCGUUCUUCAUUGCGCCGAUUAGCUUGAUCAAUUUCCGCGGGAAGGAGCUGAAUGUGGAUAUGAAGGAGGGGGAUAUGGGGACGUAUACGAAGACGAUCAAGACGUGGUUGAGGAAUAUUAUGUGGGGCAAGGAGCAGCAUGAGUGGGGAUACGUGGUUGAAGAGAAGGCCUAGAUGUUGCAUUUACGGUUCGAAGCGCAUUGGAGUCUCUGGGUGUCUAUUUACGAAGGACAUGAUUUUCUUUAUUCUGCAUCGGAGCAUGGUGUAGAGAGCGGGGAGGUAAUUUGGUUCUGGGAGAAAUCCCUUCUUAAAUUUCGGG
This is a messenger RNA of Mytilinidion resinicola, 1778 nucleotides long. Its product is annotated as branched-chain amino acid aminotransferase II. Lineage: Eukaryota; Fungi; Ascomycota; Dothideomycetes; Mytilinidiales; Mytilinidiaceae. Bases 296 to 1633 code for a protein of 445 amino acids. Gene Ontology annotation, molecular function: branched-chain-amino-acid:2-oxoglutarate transaminase activity. The transcript has a single exon. Gene Ontology annotation, cellular component: mitochondrion. The record is from RefSeq and is a predicted model, not a curated record. Gene Ontology annotation, biological process: L-leucine biosynthetic process; L-valine biosynthetic process.